UUCAUUGACCUUCUCUCUGUUUUCUGAACGAUCUUUUAAAGUGAAAGAGUGGACGCCGACACCGACCAUGUCUUGGGUUUUCUGGAACUUUAUAUCUUUGUUUGUCACCCACAGUGUGUGUGCAGAAGUCUUCCUCAACACUCGAGAUGCUAAUCAGGUUCUGAUUCGUCAGCGGCGCGCAAACUCCUUGUUCGAGGAGAUGAAGAAGGGGAACAUGGAGCGCGAGUGCAUUGAGGAGCGCUGCAAUUAUGAGGAGGCCAGAGAAAUCUUCGAAGAUGUUAAAAAGACGGAUGAGUUCUGGCACAAGUAUGUUGAUGGAGAUGCGUGUCUGUCUCACCCGUGUGUCAACGGUGGCCAGUGUAAAGAUGCGAUCGGGCCGUACACGUGUUUCUGUCAGCAAGGGUUCAAGGGCUACAACUGCGAGAUCGUGAUUCCUGAACUCUGCGAGAAUGAAAACGGAGGCUGUGAUCAUUUCUGUGAGGUGAUGGAGAAGAAUGUGGUCUGCUCGUGUGCUAAUGGAUAUGAACUGGCCCCCAACGGGAAAUCCUGCCAGUCUCAGGAUCCAUUCAAAUGUGGCGUCAUUUAUCCAAAGAAGACCAGAAGCAUCUUCUUCCACACGCCGAACAUCACCGAAAGCGAGAACGAAGAAGAGACGGAGCUGGAGGCCACCAUAGAGCCGGUCUACAACCACUCGAACCCACUGAACAACCAGACCGACAGCAUGUUCGGGCUCCACGAGCUGGAGAUUAUCGAGGAGGAACCAAUCCUACCGGUGGUGUCCACAGCCGGAGACGGGAGGAUCGUGAACGGUGUGGAGUGUCCACCUGGAGACUGUCCAUGGCAGGCUCUCCUCAUCAAUGAAAAUAACAUGGGCUUCUGUGGCGGCACCAUCCUGACCGAACACUUCAUCCUGUCGGCCGCGCACUGCAUGAACGAGUCGCUCUCCAUCAGGGUGGUUGUAGGUGAGUACGACACGCUGGUCCCUGAGGGUCGCGAGGCCACGCAUGAUGUAGAUGAGAUUCUGAUCCACAAGAACUACCAGCCUGACACCUACCACAACGACAUCGCCCUCAUCAAGCUCUCGAAACCCAUCAAAUUCACCAAAUACAUCAUCCCCGCGUGUCUGCCGGAGAUGAAGUUCGCUGAGCGUGUGCUGAUGCAGCAGGAUGACGGUCUGGUGAGCGGGUUCGGCCGCGUGCGUGAGGGAGGCCUGUCGUCCACCAUCCUGCAGAAACUAACCGUGCCGUACGUCAACCGCGCUAAAUGCAUCGAGUCCAGCAAUUUCAAGAUCUCCGGCCGCAUGUUCUGCGCCGGAUACGACCAGGAGGAGAAAGAUGCAUGUCAGGGGGACAGCGGCGGGCCGCACGUCACGCGCUUCAAAAACACCUGGUUUAUCACAGGUGUGGUGAGCUGGGGCGAAGGGUGCGCGCGCAAGGGGAAAUACGGCGUCUACACACAGGUCUCCAAAUACAUCAUGUGGAUCAAUAACGCAAUGACGAAAGUCAUGCCAGAGACCGGAGCGUCUUUAAAACCCAAAGCAAAGCGAGAGCUGCGGCACAAGACACCAAUAAGAAGAGUCUGACUCCUCUGAGGAAAGCCUCAUCUUUCAUAUGCAUUUAAUUACUCAGUCCACUAACAGCACAGGGCUCAAACUCAACUCCUGGAGGGCCGCUGCUCUGCACAGUUUUGCUCCAACCCUACUCAGACACACCUGAUCCAGGUAAUCAAGGUGUUCAGACUACUCUGAGUGGAUCAGCUGUGUUUGAGUAGGGUUGGAGCAAAGCUGUGCAGAGCUGCAGCCCUCCAGGAGUUGAGUUUGAGCCCUGUGCUUUAAGGGAGAGUUCACCCAAAAGUUACUCGUCCUUUACCAGCUUCUAGUUUUCUGUUAUAAAACAAAAGAAGAAGUUCUGAAGAAUGUUGAACACCUUUAUCUAUUGGUUUUUAUUCUUACUAUGGAGGUCAGUGGUGUAACUUAAAAGUAUGAAUAUUAAUAAUUAAUGAUAACAAGUUGCAAUUUAAUUAUGAAUAUUUUAAUUUUAAUCGGAUUUCAUUACAAUGGCUACAGGCUUUUGGCUUUCUUUAGAAUAUUUUCUUUUGUGUUUAAAAGAAGAAAGAAACUCUUAAAUGUUUGGCAGUAAAUAGUGGGUAAAUGUAGAUUUUUGGGUGAACUGUGGCUUUAGUGUAAUCCUCAUGUGUAUUAAUAUCAUGGUAUUUCUAGUAAAAUCACAUUAUGGAGGUAGAAUGGUUCAUCAAUGCUUCGACCAUCAUCCAGAUGAGAUGUCUGAGUUUUAAUAAAGAUGAUAAACUGAUUCUA
This is a messenger RNA of Danio rerio (zebrafish), 2314 nucleotides long. RefSeq names its product coagulation factor X (gene f10). The record is from RefSeq and is marked validated. Gene Ontology annotation, cellular component: extracellular region. Gene Ontology annotation, molecular function: hydrolase activity; serine-type endopeptidase activity; calcium ion binding. Gene Ontology annotation, biological process: blood coagulation; system development; proteolysis. Lineage: Eukaryota; Metazoa; Chordata; Actinopteri; Cypriniformes; Danionidae.